Messenger RNA from Hydatigera taeniaeformis, 1201 nucleotides. The record is from the annotation of a GenBank genome assembly. NCBI's taxonomy places the organism in Eukaryota, Metazoa, Platyhelminthes, Cestoda, Cyclophyllidea, Taeniidae.
UGGCGUGGUACGUCUGAAACGUGUUGCUCCGCGAGUCAUUUUCAUCGAGUCUCAACAGUGCGUCGUUGCGAUGUCACUAGGAACCGUGUCGUCUUUUGAAGAACUGGGUCUUGAUGACCAGGUCUUGUUUUCGGUUAAGCGCUUAGGGUGGAAAAUACCAACCGAAAUCCAGGCGGCAUCCAUUCCUCACGCACUAAAAGGACGCAACCUCAUAGCUCUUGCAGAAACAGGUUCGGGGAAAACUGGUGCUUAUACCCUUCCCAUACUGCAGGAGCUAAUGUUAUCCCCAAAACACUAUUUUGCCUUGAUUUUGGCACCCACGCGUGAAUUAGCUGCUCAAGUUCAAGCUCAAUGCGUUGCUCUUGGUCAUUCUAUUGGCCUAAAUACGGCUUUGCUAGUAGGCGGUUCACCUAUUACAGAUCAGGCCAAUCUGAUGGCAGUGAAACCGCCCCAUAUUUUAAUCGCUACUCCUGGCAGAUUCGUCGACCAUCUUAAGCGUACCAAAGGCUUCGAUGAGGUCAAAUUCAAGAACUUGCGCUUCUUAGUUAUUGACGAAGCCGAUCGGAUGCUCGGAUCAGAUUUCGAGUCGGUGAUUGAAAAGAUUCUCAUUGUUCUUCCUCCAUCACGACAAACAUUCCUGUUUUCUGCCACCAUGACUGAAAAAGCAAGUUCCACCCUUCAUCAUUGCUCCUUUUGUCUGACGAGCUUUUACUGUGAUUGGACAUCAGCUUUUCACAUAGCGUCCCUGCGAGAUCCUGUGCGAAUCUCCACACGUAAAAGUAAAUUCCAAACUGUUGAGAGCCUUCGUCAAUAUGUGCUUCUGGUGCCCCAAGCUGAGUUAGAAUCUUAUCUAGUCUAUCUCGUUCGCACUGCUUUUUCACCUCUCCCUUCGCCUAUUAAUGGGCUGGAGGCUAUCAAAUUAGCUACGGAUGAAAUUGGCAUCGCCAGCGCUGAAUCUCGAACCGAAUCAGUGGGGUCGGCUAUCAUCUUUACGCGGACGCGGGAGACGAGUAAUAAGCUGAGUCUACUUCUGCGUCAGUUUCUCACAACGCCGGUAAUCACCCUCAAUGGUGACAUGCCACAAGCUCAGAGAUUGGGCGCUAUUGGAAAAUUUAAACGACUACCUACCUCCUGCCUCGUUGCUACCGAUGUUGCGGCCAGGUUAGUUCCAUUUUGUUUGAUAGGAUACCUGUAUUUUUGA